AUGCGUCUCUUAUUUCUGUAUUCUGUGUUUUUCUUCUAUUAUUCAGAAGCUUUCAAUUUCUUGGUUAUUUCUCCAAUCUAUAGUUAUAGUCAUGUGAAGUUUAUGAGCAAUAUAGCUGAUAAACUGGCUGACCAUGGACAUGAAGUUGUAGUUUUUCAACAGCAAAUACUGGAAUCUUUGAGAGAUAAAAAAGUUAUAAAGAAUCCCUCUGUUAAGAUUAUUAACUAUGAAGCUGGUGAUGCGGGUAAAGAGUUUUAUAAAACUAGACCAAAAAGCACUGUGAGUAAGUAUUGGACAACUAAUCAAGCUACUACACCUUGGGCUGCUGAUCAGUUCGCGGAGACUAUGAGCAAAGAUUUGGAGCACAUGUGUCUGCAAAUUUUCAAAGACAAAAACCUGCAUAACCAAUUAAAGAAGGAGAAAUUCGAUGUAGUAAUAGCUGAGCCAUUUGAUCCUUGCGGACUCUAUCUGGCGGAUUAUUUGCAAAUUCCAUCAACGAUCGUGGCUAUGGCUUCAUCUAGAAUCGAACCAAUUCAAUGGGCUGUCGGACAACCAAGUGGUCUAAAUUUCAUUCCAGGACCAGGAAGCGCAUAUGGAAAGAGCUCUGGAAUAUGGGAUCGUGUGAAUAAUAUCUGGAUGUUUAUCAUGAGAACUAGAAUGUUCAGAACUGUGUAUUGGAAUCUGUUGGAUACACUCCGAGAACAAACUGGAGUAGUGAUUAGAGACAUCGAUGUAAGUCUCGAUUUUUCCAAAUUUUAUAAAUCUAAAGUUCAGGAAAUUGUGGCUGAUAGUGCUUAUUUAUUUUUCAAUUCCAAUCCAUACCUGGACUUCCCUUUCCCUUCAUUGACCAAAUGUGUUCCAAUCGGUGGAUUCUCUAUGGACAUUUCUUCUUGGAAAUCGGAAAAGUUGCCAGAUGAUUUGCAUAAGCUGUUGGACGAACGAUAUAAAACAGUGUACAUUUCUUUUGGAUCUAUGAUAAGAUCAAGUGAUAUGCCCGAUUCGUAUAAAAGCGGAAUAAUUGAAAUGAUGAAGUCGAUGCCUAAUGUCAAUUUCAUUUGGAAAUAUGAAGAUGGAAACGACCAAGAAUUCAAGAAAAAGCUUCCGGAAAAUGUUCAUCCGAAGAAAUGGCUCCCGCAACCUGCUUUAGUUUCAGCGGACCACCGCCUUUCCUUGUUUAUCACUCAUGGUGGCCUCGGAAGUGUAAUGGAAGUCGCCUAUGCUGGAAUUCCAGCUAUCGUCGUACCUUUGUUUUUCGAUCAACCAAUGAAUGGAGAAAUGCUUAAACGGCAUGGAGGAGCAGAAGUUUAUUCGAAAUUCGAUCUGGGGAACUCUCAGAAAUUAGCAGAUGUUGUCCAAGAAAUGUUGAAACCGGAAUACGCUAUAAAUGCAUUACGGCUUUCGAAUCUUCUCCAAAAACAACCAAUAGAUCCAGUGAACCGUCUCAUUAAGCAUGCGGAGUUUGCUGCGGAAUUCAAGAAAUUUCAAGAAUUAGAUCCUUAUUCUAGACAACUUAAUUUUGCUCAAUACUUCUUUAUCGAUAUUUUUGUGAUCAUUUUUAUUAUGUUUGCUACAGUACUUAUGUUCUUUAAAUAA
Messenger RNA from Caenorhabditis briggsae, 1593 nucleotides. RefSeq names its product Protein CBR-UGT-7 (gene Cbr-ugt-7). NCBI's taxonomy places the organism in Eukaryota, Metazoa, Nematoda, Chromadorea, Rhabditida, Rhabditidae. Gene Ontology annotation, molecular function: UDP-glycosyltransferase activity. The transcript has 7 exons. The record is from RefSeq and is a predicted model, not a curated record. Bases 1 to 1593 code for a protein of 530 amino acids.